GUGUCUUCCGCGGCGUGGGAUCAGACAGUGAAAGUCUGGGACGCCAUGCGAGGGGCUUCCAUCAGCACCUUUCGAGCACAUCAGCAGUUGGCCUAUGCGGCCAUUUGGUCUCCUGCCAGGCCCGCCUGCUUGGCCACGGUGGGUGGGGAUGCGAUGCUACACAUCCAGGACCUCAAUGCGGGCGAGCGGCCUGUGCAGAGCAUUCAGGCACAUCAGCAUGAGAUUCUGACGGUGGAUUGGAACAAGUACAACGAGUUCAUGGUGGUCACGGGAAGCGUCGACAAGACGAUCCGCACCUUUGAUCUUCGGAACUUCGGCCAACCCCUGCAGAUUUUGCAUGGACAUCAGCUUGCCGUGAAACGAGUCAAAUGCCAUCCCUUCAAUGAGACGCAGAUCGUCUCGUGUUCGUAUGAUACCUCAGUGAACGUCUUUGAUAUGGCCAUGGGGCAAAUGGUGCAGCACUUUGACCAACACACGGAGUUCACCCUCGGCAUCGACCUGAGCCUUUUUGAGGAGAAUGUGAUUGCCAGCACUUCAUGGGAUUGCACCACCUGUGUUUGGAACUUGGCUCAAGGUCCACCACCGCCACCGCCGCCUGCCAUAGUGAAGCGAAUGCCGCAGCAGAAACCCAUGUGAGUAGCUGCCGCGAUGCCGCUGAUGUUUCGGGGAUGAGCCGUCAAGGAGGAACCAGUUUGCCAAGUUCUGC
Molecule: messenger RNA, 706 nt
Organism: Cladocopium goreaui
Lineage: Eukaryota; Dinophyceae; Suessiales; Symbiodiniaceae
Source: the annotation of a GenBank genome assembly